CUUUGUGACCUUGAAGAAGGACAUGGACUCUGAGGUGGAUGAGGUUGUUCGGGUCCUUUUCCAGAUGGUGUGGAACUCCCCAGAAUUUGUUCAGAAAGCAGCCAGUCAGACCCUGGGGAUCAUGGUGGAGAAUGUGACUCCUGCACGAGCAAUGUCUGCUCUCAUGGACAUGGGAGUCAAGAGCCGCCACGUCCAGGUGCGGAAGUGUGCGGCCGAGCUCCUCCUGUCCUUGAUGGAGAGAAUUGGAGUCACAAGGCUGGCAGGCACACCCAGGGCUGAGAGGCUGGCACACGUGGCAGGGAAGCUUGCACAGGACUGUCACAAGGACACAAGGUAAUGAUCUUCAUUUCACCUCCUAAAAGAGGAAAACCGUUUUGUGUCUGGCUAUAAAGGUAAAACGACAAAAGAGUGGGAACUAAACGAAAUAUGAAGUAACCUCACUGUGUGAGUAAGGGUCAUAGAAUGAUGGAAUAUGCUGAGUUGGAAGGGACCCAUCAGGGUCAUCGAGUCCAUCUCCGGGCCAUGUGCAGGACACCCCAAGAGU
Vidua macroura (Pin-tailed whydah) is the source of this 544-nucleotide messenger RNA. Its product is annotated as TOG array regulator of axonemal microtubules protein 2-like. Lineage: Eukaryota; Metazoa; Chordata; Aves; Passeriformes; Viduidae. The record is from RefSeq and is a predicted model, not a curated record. The transcript has 2 exons. The coding region runs from base 23 to 337 and encodes 104 amino acids.